CCAAGAAUUUCUCUUGUCAAUCGUCAGUCGGCUUCUGCAAGUUACCAUGUUUCGACGAAACAGUGCGCACGAAAAACGGUGCUGAAAAGACAUAAAAAUGGAUGGAGGAUUACUCUCGCUGAAGUGGAACAACCACCGUUCCACUUUCUUCUAUGUUCUCUCUAAUGUUAGGAAAAAAGAAUGUUACACAGACGUGACGCUUGCCUGUGACGGGAAAUUCUACCCUGUGCACAAGCUGGUGCUGUCAACGUGCAGCGAAUACUUCGAGCAGAUGUUUGAACAAACUCAGUGCAAACAUCCAGUGAUUGUCCUGAAGGAUAUCAGGAGCGAGGAGCUAGAGUCCCUGCUCAGCUACAUGUACGUUGGUGAAGUGAACGUCGUACAGGAGAAGCUCUCUGGCCUCAUCAAGGCUGCUGAGUGCUUGAGAAUUAAAGGCCUGGCCGUGCCUGAUGAAGAGCCAGCAACAACCAAGUCAAGUGGAGGUUCUAGGGAGAAGAGAACCAGUGAUAAUAGCCUAAGUAGUGAAGCAAAGAGGAGGAGACAAGAUGACGGUUCUUCAUCUCAAAGACAAACUAGCAGUAGGGAAGAGACGAGUCGGAGAAGGGCGGACCAGUCAUCUAGUAACAAAUUUAAUAGAAAUAAUGCAUCGUCUAGUAGCAGUUCUGUAAAUUCUUCUAGAGAGAAUAGAGAUAGCGUGUCUGAUCAUCGUACAACAAGCAGGGAUGCUUCCGAGCCCAAUGAGCUGCAUCAUGCGCAGCAAGAUAAUGACAUCGAACUUAAGGCUGAAGAACUUCCAGACGCUCAUGAAGAUCUUCCUUCUGAAGUGCCUCCCGAAGAUCCUGGCGACGCCGUGAAGCAGGAGCCCCUGGACCUGGACGCUGUUUAUCUCUCUGACUCGAACUCGGCCUCUGACACCAAAGACAUGCUCGUGGAAGACAGCUUCGGGGAAGCUGACGGCCAGCAACACUUUAUGGACGAACUGCUUGGACAAAACUCGGCUUCUGAUCAGCAUGGGAUGGGAGAUUAUGGCGAGGGAGGGGAAGGUUCCUCUUCCUCAAGCGCCGCGACCAACCAACAGCAACAGCACAUGGUCGAUGAAGCUGGAGGUCUCUCAGCAGAACCUUGGGGGUCAUCCCUUGGUGUCUUCCAUGCUCUUAACUCGUUGGAUUUGUCCCCUCAAGUUUUGUUGGAGGAGCUUCCUACGACGCCUCUUACUGCCAACUCUUGCUCCUCUCCCUCGAAUUAUAUUCCUUUCGACGAAUUGCCUCAUAUCAAACCCAAGAACCCGCGGAUGAAUUACACGUGCCCCGUUUGUACGAAGGAAAUAUUCAACAAAGCUGAUUUUAGGAGGCAUUAUAUGGUUCACACGGGGGAGCGUCCAUUUCCUUGCCCACAUUGUCCGUACAGAGCUCGUCAACUUUAUAACCUCAAGAGUCAUGUAUCUAAUAAACACCCAGACGAACUAAGCAAUUUUAUCACUUGAAGAAAUUUUUACCUCACAAGUCAUCGAAGAAGUAACACAAAUGUAAAAUAUCGACCUGUGCUUCUGUGCUUCUUUUGAAUAUUUUACUUUUUAGGCAAUGAACGAGCUAUCCAACCGUCUCUGCUUCUAUUUCUAGUCUAAAUGCCGUUGUCGUGUCAUAUAUCUCGGUUUUUGCGAUGGUUCAAUUAUAAUCAUAGGAAUAUUGUCUUGCUAUAACUGUAACUUAUUUUGGUUUUCGCUUCGGCUUCUAUUGAUGCAUUCUAAAUCUCUUUUGUUGAAAAUUAAUUCUAUCAGUUGUGCACCAAACUCUGCUCUCAUCUAAUAUAGUGGAGCAGAGUUUCACCUGAAUUUUCAUCUGAUAACAACUUUUUGAACCGUGGUUGAAACAUCUAAUAACAAAUGUUAUUAGAUGUUUGUUUGUAGUGAAAACUAAAUUUUGUGAGUCGGGCAUCGAUUUGAGCUAUAUUUUUAGAAAACGCGUUCUAGGAGUUGACUCGUGUGUCGAAGGAAGUAAAACAAAAAUUUCACCUCUAAACUCGAAGCCCAGUCGAUUGAUCUGUGUAGAAGCGUUAAAUAAUUCAUUCAUCAAGAGAGCCGGUUUAUGAUGAAAGAAUUCUAGAAGCCCGUUCCUUUCGACUUCAUCCGGCGGUCGUUGUGAAGCAAUAACGAGAGGUUAAGAAGAGAACGAACUUUCAGUAAAAAGAUUUCUGGCAGAUUUUAAACCUUUUGUCACUCACUUUAGGUUAUCCAGUGGAUUCUUGGAUCCGAUGAAAAAUGUUCGAUGUAAAAAAAAUUAUUUGAAGAAACGUAUCGCAAAAUGUGCAACGUUUAUACAGUAUAAGGGAAGUUUUGUUUAGUUAGUUGCAACUGAUUACCCUUCUCGUUACUGAUGUAGCUGCAUAAUCACAGCUCUGUCAUUUAAACUUUUAAGUCGACCAUUUGUAUGUUUCAUGGUGACUACCAGUGGUGCUAAAUUUUGGCGUUACUGAACCUGUAAUAAUGUUGGAUAUGUAUACAAAUUUGAUUUUUUACGGUUUUUUCCUUUUUUUUCUUUGAUUUAUAGUUUUUGUUAUUACUUAUUUAAUCUAUCAAAUGAAAUGCGAUAAUAUUAUGCAUUGUUUAGUGUUUAUUCGCUGUAGUUGAGCCUUAAGCAAUAAUGACAAGGUCAUGUUUGAAUAUCUUGAGGUGAUCAAUGUUAUUUUGCUCGCUUGCACCUGAGUAAUGUACCCUGAAAAGAACACACGAAUUUAAAGUUAUUUUGUGUUCCGUAGGUCUCUCAUGACUUGCUCCCAGCUCCGGCUUCCAUGCCACCUUGGUUGCAUCCAUCAACCCA
Molecule: messenger RNA, 2816 nt
Organism: Hyalella azteca
Lineage: Eukaryota; Metazoa; Arthropoda; Malacostraca; Amphipoda; Hyalellidae
Product: longitudinals lacking protein, isoforms F/I/K/T
Exons: 6
Coding region: 98-1483 (461 amino acids)
Biological process (GO): regulation of transcription by RNA polymerase II
Cellular component (GO): nucleus
Molecular function (GO): protein binding
Source: RefSeq, a predicted model, not a curated record